Leptopilina boulardi is the source of this 999-nucleotide messenger RNA. Its product is annotated as protein lethal(2)essential for life-like. Lineage: Eukaryota; Metazoa; Arthropoda; Insecta; Hymenoptera; Figitidae. Bases 118 to 723 code for a protein of 201 amino acids. The transcript is spliced from 2 exons. Gene Ontology annotation, biological process: protein refolding; response to heat. The record is from RefSeq and is a predicted model, not a curated record. Gene Ontology annotation, molecular function: protein folding chaperone.
AAACGCCGGCUCCCAUCAUUCAAAUAGAAGUCAUCGAAAGUGUAACUUUGCAAAUUCGUAUACUAUACGAAACACAUUUUCAAUUUGUUCUAUCAGUGAAUAAUUAAAAUCUUAAAAAUGUCAAUUGCACCAUUGUUAUUUUCCGACUGGUGGGAACAUUUGGACCGACCUCAUUCUCUCCUGGAUCAAGAUUUUGGACAUGGAUUUAAUCCAGAUGAUCUAAUGGUACCAUCAUUGUAUAAUCCAAUGAUGGGACGUUGGGGACUUGAUAGACGUCCCAGGAUGAAUUAUCUACGACCAUGGACACAAGUUGCCAAUCAAGGAACUUCUGUUGUGAAAGCCGACAAGGAUCAAUUCCACGUUAAUUUGGAUGUUCAACAAUUUAAACCUGAUGAGAUCAACGUCAAGGUCGUGGAUAAAUUUAUCGUCGUUGAAGGAAAACACGAAGAAAGGCAGGAUCAGCAUGGAAUUAUUAGCCGCUCGUUCACCAGGAAAUAUCUCAUUCCAGAUCAAUGUAACGUUGAUGAAGUAAAAUCUUGUCUUUCUUCGGAUGGUGUUCUUUCCAUUACUGUACCUAGAAAACAAAUGGAAAUGGAAACAAACGAGAAGAACAUCCCAAUCGAGCAUACAGGAAAACCAGCAAUUACUACCAACGAAUGUGUUAAACCAAAAGAGGUAAAACAACCGGAAGAGAAGAAAACUGAGAAGAAAAUGAUAAAAUAAGUGUUUUUUGUAUUUUUUUCACAACAAAGAUUUAUAUUUUUUUUUACUUUAUAACUUUUAAUUUUUUCAUAAUUUUCAAUUAUCUUACGUAAUAUUGUUACGUGACAUUGUUUUUUAAGAUUAUAUUAAGCGAGUUAAUUAUAAAGAUAUCUCAAAGAUUAUUUUUAAAGUAAGUGACUUAAUUAUUAAAAAAAAAAAAAUAUCAGAUUAUUUUAAAAAUAAGCCAUUCAAUUGUAAACAUCUCAAGGAUUAUAAAAUAAACUUGAAUUAAAGGAA